AUGAAGGCACUCGUCUACUCAGGCACAGGCAAAGUCGCCCUCGAGGACCGCCCUAAACCCACUAUUUCCUCCCCGACGGACGCCAUUGUCAAGCUCAAAUACGGCACGAUUUGCGGUACAGACCUACACAUUAUCAAAGGUGACGUGCCCACUGCGACUCCGGGCCGAAUCCUGGGCCACGAGGGCGUGGGCACCAUUGAUGAAGUAGGUUCAAGUGUUGCGGGGCUGGAUAAAGGUGACACGGUGCUAAUCUCAUGCAUCACUGCGUGUGGGACGUGUUCGUUCUGCCGGAAGGGAAUGAGCUCGCAUUGUGAGCAUGGAGGCUGGAUUCUUGGGAACACAAUCGACGGAACGCAAGCGGAGUACGUCAGGAUCCCGUGGGCGAUGUCGUCGUUGUACAAGCUGCCCGAGACUGUUAAUCUGGCGGAGGCAGUUAUGCUCUCAGAUGCCCUGCCAACAGGAUUUGAAUGCGGAACGUUGAAUGGAAAAGUCCAACCAGGCUGUUCGGUAGUGAUCAUCGGCGCGGGUGCCGUUGGGUUGGCGGCGAUGAUGACUGCGCGGCUGUAUUCUCCGGCAACGUUGGUUCUCGUGGAUGUGGAUAAUUCAAGGUUGGAAACCGCGAAGCAAUUUGGCGCAACGCACACCGUCAAUUCUAAGGAGCCGGAUGGUGUUGAGCGACUGCUUGAUCUCACCGCAAAUCGUCAGGGAUACGAUGCCGUGAUCGAAGCGGUUGGCAUACCCAUUACGUUCCAGCUGUGCCAGGAGCUUGUUGCACCGGGAGGUGUCAUUGCCAACGUGGGUGUCCACGGAAAAAAGGUUGACUUGCAUCUGGAAAGGCUAUGGGAUAAAAAUAUCAGUAUCACAACUAGACUUGUCGAUGCGACAACGAUUCCAAUGCUUUUGAGGCUAUUCGAAACCAAUGCCCUUAAUGUCUCUAGGCUCAUCACUCAUCGCUACAAUUUUGGAGAGUGCGAGAAAGCGUACGAAACCUUCAAAGCAGCCGCUGAUCAUCAAGCCCUGAAGGUAUCCAUUGAAUUUUAG
This is a messenger RNA of Uncinocarpus reesii 1704, 1041 nucleotides long. RefSeq lists its product as uncharacterized. Gene Ontology annotation, molecular function: zinc ion binding; oxidoreductase activity. Bases 1 to 1041 code for a protein of 346 amino acids. The transcript is spliced from 3 exons. Lineage: Eukaryota; Fungi; Ascomycota; Eurotiomycetes; Onygenales; Onygenaceae. The record is from RefSeq and is a predicted model, not a curated record.